This is a messenger RNA of Paramecium sonneborni, 364 nucleotides long. NCBI's taxonomy places the organism in Eukaryota, Ciliophora, Oligohymenophorea, Peniculida, Parameciidae. The record is from the annotation of a GenBank genome assembly.
AUGCUAUAUAAAAUUUGCUAAACUGUUUCAUCUUCAUUUACUAAACAUAAGGAGAGUAAUUCCUAUCUUCCAUACUGCAUCAUUAAAUAAAAAGGAGGAUGCCCUAGAAAACAGAAAUACAAGGAUUAUAAAAUUAGAGGCUUGCUAAAAUAGUAUGUAAAUUAAUACUUUUCCAAUUAAUAUUUGAAUUUUUGUGGUAAUGGUAUUGCUUCAACCAAAGAUGAAUUAUGUGAAGAUGGUAAUUAUAGAAUGUCCAUAUCUAGAUAUUACUAAGUUGUGUUUAGAAUGUUAUAAGAUUGGAUGUACUUCAAAAUAUUAUGAUGGUUGUGCAUUAGAGAGUGAAGAGAAAUAACACUUAAUUUGA